GCUGGACAGUGCCAAGCCUCGCCAAGAGAGUUGCAAGCGGAUUGCCAAGGAAGGACAGACUUGGCAGAUGCGCAGGGCGUGCCAAGGGAGCCAAGAGCCUGGGUGAUCGCCUGGACGGAAUUCAGAUUUAUAUAUUAUAUUACCAUCUCCCUCAUGUCUCACCCGCCUCCUCUUCGCAAGCCUCUUCUGCACUCCCGUGAGCUCGUUCCUCUCAGCCUUCUCCAGUAUUCCCUCUACCGCAACUCCUAUCUGCAUAUGUCUGCCUCUCCGCCACACGGCCAGUCUUCCUCGCCGCCUUCGCCAAAGCUGCAACAACAGGAACAGGAACAACAGCCGGAAUCCUCCUCUGACAUUCCUCAGGAGAAACCCCAAGCAAAGUCCGAUCCUGCUCCAGGCCAUUCCUGCCAGUGGAUCGACUGCGACAAGGUCCUCUCCGACCCAGAGUCUCUCUACAACCAUCUCUGCAAUGACCACAUAGGCCGCAAGAGCACUGGCAACCUCUGUCUCACAUGCAAAUGGAAAGACUGCGGCACGUCCUGCGCUAAGCGCGAUCACAUCACUUCUCAUCUCCGAGUGCAUACACCGCUGAAGCCCCAUGUAUGCGAGAUUUGCAAGAAGCCCUUCAAGCGUCCUCAGGAUCUCAAGAAACACGAAAAGAUCCACACAGAGGAACACCAUGCCCAGCAUAGGCAUUCCAAAGCCAUCACCGUUGUCGACCCCGCGUACUCUAAUCGCGUCCAUGGGGACCAAAUCAGAGCCUCUUCCAUUUCUGCGAGAGUGAAACCUUCGUCCUCGCUUUCUUCCGAUGAACUACAAGUUCCGAUUGCCAGAGCAAAGUCGGGUUCAAUCUCGUUAUCCGAAGGUUCCUCUGGUACGUACAAUUUGUCAGACUUUGGUGUUUUGCCCACUCCCUCUCCCGAUAUCGCACAUUCCCCCAUCCGAUAUUCAGUCCCCGAGCCUCACCACCAUGACAUCUACAACAUUCAGAAUCAACUCCCUUCAUGGGAAGUCCUCCGAUCAGAUGGCACGACGGCUACAACAACGCCUGGAGCCGGCGGAGGUGCAAAGAGAAGCUAUGAUUAUAGCGUUGGAGACUUCUUCACCGACGUGAAGAAACGGAGGGUAAACCCCUCUUAUGAUCCUCAUAUGGUCGAACGCCUCAACACCAUCGCACAGUCUCAAUCUUUGAGUAACGCGACAGGACGAAGAGUCACAGUCGGACCUCCUUCGAUGAAUCAGUCCAAUUUCAACCCUCGUUCCGUGUCAUUUGAUAUUCGUUCGCCUGAAGAACUCGCUGCUGUGAACGAAUUCCUCAUUACACUAGGGCGAGAUGUCUCGCAAGCCCCACCAGGAGCUCGACACCCUCAGUCCGUCCAAUCUCACCACUCCCCUCACGGCCUUCACAAUGGCCAUACUCCCCAUCCUUCUCAUAACCCACACAACAUGCACAGUCAACAAUCACAUGCCGGUCCCCCGCCUCCCCCACCAGGUCUUUCCGCCUCAGCGCAAAACGAUUACAAUGCAGCUGCUCAAUACUUCGACACGGCUGAUUUAACUCAGUUAGGAUUGACUGGUAUGCCAGGAGUCCCCUCCGCUCCUAAUGCUCCUGGUCCGGGCUCGGGUGCAGGGUAUCAUGGAGAUGGAAUGGGCCUUGGUGGCGGAAACGGGUACGGUGGAGGCGCAAAUGAUCUUUUGGCAAGCCAUAUUAACCCAUAUCCCAGUCGGGCGAGCCAUCAAAGUGUCCAACCGGUUCAAAGUGUUCAGUAUGGCGGUGGAGGGAACGGGCUCUAUCCUGCCCUUCCGACAGAGUCGUAUUCGGAUUAUGAGUUCCCUCCUCAACAUUAUCAUCACCGGUCUUCCAGAAUCUCGAUGUCGCCUGCUUCGUCUUCUGGCCCGCAAUCGUAUCACCAACCAGCACCUUCGCAUUACCUCAACACUCCUUCCCUUUUGCACGACCCCCAUUCAUCGUCUUCUGGUGGUAUGAACACGAUCUCACUAGGCGGAUCAUCGCCGCUCUCCUCACACUCAUCAAUGUCAACACCACCCAUCGCGACACCACCACACAUUCCCUCCCUCCCCGUCCUGCCCGAAAGCGUUGCCAACUUUGAUUACUUGCGACCUCGACAUGCUCCGCCCACGAUUCAGCUCGCUCCUGUUGAUCUUGGUGGAAGAACGAUGAGGACGAUUGUGCCUUUGAAGACCGCACCUGAAAGUGUUGUAAAGAAUCGACCGGAGCCUAUGGAACCCAGGUUAGAUCCUAAGGCUCCUGGGACUUAUCCCCAUCGAGGUCCUCCGGCGAAGUUGACUCCGGAUGUCAUAUCGGCGUUGUCGUCGUCGAGCUCAAGAUUGUCUAUGUCGUCUUCCUCAAGACCUUCUACGUCUUCGUCUUCAUCUUCCAGACCUUCGAAUGAGAGUUCGUCACAUGCCGGGUCGUCGUUAUACCCUCUACUUACAAGAGGAGAUGAUGAAUACACUUUGGCGCCGUUGAAGAAUCGACAUCUCUAUCGCUCUCCUUCACCUGCGUCGGAGGCUAGUACUAGUACUAGUCAAGCUAUGUCGCCAAUGAGGGAAACGUCACCUUCGCCGGUGUAUGAUGAGGAUAUGCGGAGUGUUAGUUCGGAUUCGGAUUCGGACGAGAGGGAAAGACGUGUUGAGGAGGACACGGAGAUCGACUCUCCUGAGGGGAGUAGUAGGAGUGUUACACCUGAAGCUAGGAAACCUCUCUUGCCUGGGAUCAAGGCACUCACAAGUGGCGUCACUCCCUCAUCAACAUCGUCGCCGUCGUCCAGAGUAGGGUACCCUGAUCUCAGUCAACUCGCUCUCUCGACUCCACCUUCGACUUCACCCGUGAUGUCUUCUCGUACACCAACCGCCACUUCUUCACCCACCACCAGCGCAAAUGGUACCACGGAAGUCGCUGCUGCUUCUGCUUCUGUUACACUGGGUGUUGGUGCUACUGAGGCACAGCGAUUAGAACAUGCACGGCUGAUCAGAGAGUUGUUGGUUCAGAUCAAUCUGGAUUAUAGGCAGAAGUUCGGGACACCUCCUUCGCUUGAUGGUAGUGAUCAUCAUGAGUCUAUGACGCCAAGAGCUGGAUCUAGGUCUCCGACUACGGCGGCGGCGGCGGCGACUAUUCAUGAGAGGACGGGUGGUGGGAGUUUGUAUCCGUUGUUGAGUGGGGAGAAGUGGGAUGAGGAGGUUAGGAGGGAGAGGGGGGGUUGGUGUGUGGGGAAGGGGACGAGAGAUGUUGAGAUGCUUGUUGUUUGAUGAUGUGGAAGAUAUACACACAAUCUACUCUUCGCGAUUUUUUUUAGUUUCGCGUUGUCCAUUGCUAUUAUCGUACAUACUUAUUUUUUUCGAGUUUGAAAUCCAAUCAGAUGUAUUCGGCUCUCCCCCUCUCUGUGUCUCUUUUCUCUCUUCGUGGUUAGACGAUAUUAUUCCUUGUUGUAAUGCUUGUAUUAUAUGUAGCUUUUUUGCUAGCCCAGGAGAUUGAAAUGCCUAUUCAUGUUGCACGA
Molecule: messenger RNA, 3515 nt
Organism: Somion occarium
Lineage: Eukaryota; Fungi; Basidiomycota; Agaricomycetes; Polyporales; Cerrenaceae
Source: the annotation of a GenBank genome assembly